UAUUUUUUGCGCCAAAAUUAUCCCCACAUUGUUUUUGCAGAAGCAAUUAGGCCAAAAUAAAUAAAAUAAAAUAAAAAAUUAAGUUUUCCCAUCCUUUUUCUCCGAAUUUUCUCUACUGCCAAACACCCUAUUUUCCCGUCACCACCUCUUCACUUUCUCGUGGGUUCCCAAUGAUAUCUGCUCUCCGAUCUCUAGGCUUCCAAUUCUCUUCCCGUUUCCACCCAGAGCAACUCCGUUUCCGUUUCCGAUUCCGCAUUCCAAUUCUUAGCUUUCCAUAGAAAAAUUAAAAAAAAUAAAAAAGCUUUUCUUCCUUUUCAUUUACCUUUUUCACUUUCCUUUUCCCUUUCAUUUUUCAUUGGGUUUAGAAUAGCCAUUUUCGAUUCUCGCCCUCAAAAUAACAAAAACAAAAACAAUGUUCAACAAAAUCAUAAAACGAGGCCACAAAAAAACUUCCAAAUCCGAAUCCAACGACCAGUCCGGGUUCGGUAACGGACCCUCCUCCAAUGUGACCGUUAACCACGCUUCUCGGACCGCCAUCAACUCCUCGUCGGCGUCCUCUUCCAAUUCCGAUUCACAGGCCGUGACGUCGUCGACCGGACCCAAUUCCGGCGUCAUCGAAGUCCUACCCUUGUUGCGCGACGUCGUCGUUUCGGACCGGCCGGUUCUCUUCCUCCGUAAACUCAAGGUCUGUUGCUUCCAAUGCGAUUUCUCAGACACUCUCAAAGGUGUCCGAGAGAAAGAAAUCAAGCGCCAAACCCUCUUGGAACUCGUGGAUUUUAUUCAAUCGGGUUCGUGUAAAUUGAACGAGACUAUGCAAGAGGAGCUCAUCAGAAUGGUCUCCGUCAACGUCUUCCGGUGCUUGCCUCCGGCUUCUCAUGAAAACAUGGGCUUGGAUGGUGCAGACCCAGAAGAAGAUGAGCCAUGGUUAGAGCCCUCUUGGAUCCAUAUGCAACUUGUAUAUGAGCUCUUGCUGAGGUACAUUGUUUCCUCUGAAACCGAUACUAAGAUCGCCAAGCGAUAUAUUGACCAUGUCUUCGUGUUGAAAUUGCUUGAACUGUUUGAUUCCGAGGACCCAAGAGAGCGAGAGUAUUUGAAAACCAUUCUUCAUCGUAUAUAUGGGAAAUUCAUGGUUCACCGACCCUUUAUUAGGAAAGCCAUUAAUAAUAUAUUCUAUAGGUUUAUAUUUGAGAUUGAAAGACAUUCUGGGGUUGCUGAGUUGUUGGAGAUCCUUGGGAGUAUAAUUAAUGGUUUUGCUUUGCCAAUGAAAGAGGAGCAUAAGUUGUUUCUUGUACGAGCUCUUAUACCAUUGCAUAAGCCCAAGAGCAUACCUGUAUAUCACCAGCAGUUGUCUUAUUGCAUUGUUCAGUUUGUUGAGAAGGAUUACAAGUUGGCCGAUACUGUGAUUCGAGGGUUGUUGAAGUACUGGCCUGUUACUAAUUGCCAGAAGGAGGUUCUGUUUCUGGGGGAGCUUGAGGAGGUUUUGGAGGCUACUCAAGCUGCAGAGUUUCAGAGAUGCAUGGUUCCUCUUUUCAGACAGAUUGGAAGAUGCCUCAAUAGCCCUCAUUUCCAGGUUGCAGAACGAGCCCUUUACUUGUGGAACAAUGAACACAUUGUAAGCUUAAUUGCUCAGAAUCGAAAUAUGAUACUCUCAUUGAUCUUUGAACCAUUGGAGAAAAACAUUCAAGGUCACUGGAACCAGGCUGUCCAUGGUCUGACGGCAAACGUGCGUCGGAUGUUCCAAGAGAUGGAUGCCGAAUUGUUCGAAGAGUGUGAAAGAAAGUACUUGGAGAAAGAAGCCAGAUCCAGAGAUUUGGAACAGCAACGAGAAUUGACAUGGAAGAGACUGGAGGCCGAGGCGGCACGAGCACGGGGAGAUGAUAUGGUUUUGGUUAAUUGAUUCAAGUAGGUCAGAAAUAGUUAACUUCAUUUCCAUUUUUUUUGUGGCUAUUCUUUUUCCAAGGUUGUUUUUGAUAUUGAGGUCUUACUAAGGCUAUGGUAAAUUUAGAAAGGAUGAAUAUAGUAUAAAUAUAUAAUAUAUAUAAUUUAUAAUACGUGUAAUUUUUGUAUUUGUAACAAGGAGUAUGAUGUGCCCUUUGCUGAUUAUGAAUACUUUGCCAGGAGUUAUUCUUUUGUGUUUU
Messenger RNA from Ziziphus jujuba (common jujube), 2138 nucleotides. RefSeq names its product serine/threonine protein phosphatase 2A 57 kDa regulatory subunit B' beta isoform. The coding region runs from base 413 to 1897 and encodes 494 amino acids. The transcript is spliced from 2 exons. Gene Ontology annotation, molecular function: protein phosphatase regulator activity. Lineage: Eukaryota; Viridiplantae; Streptophyta; Magnoliopsida; Rosales; Rhamnaceae. Gene Ontology annotation, cellular component: protein phosphatase type 2A complex. The record is from RefSeq and is a predicted model, not a curated record. Gene Ontology annotation, biological process: signal transduction.